Callithrix jacchus (white-tufted-ear marmoset) is the source of this 1659-nucleotide messenger RNA. RefSeq names its product fumarate hydratase (gene FH). The record is from RefSeq and is a predicted model, not a curated record. Gene Ontology annotation, cellular component: mitochondrion. Gene Ontology annotation, biological process: malate metabolic process; fumarate metabolic process; tricarboxylic acid cycle. Gene Ontology annotation, molecular function: fumarate hydratase activity. Lineage: Eukaryota; Metazoa; Chordata; Mammalia; Primates; Cebidae.
CAGGCCGCCGUACCCCGGCCUCCCCGCGGUGACCUUCAGCCCUCCUACCUGCUGGCCCGGGCGCCCGCAGCUUGGCUGGGGAGAUUCCCCGGGAGUCCGGGUUGCGCCGGACUCUGGGCGCAGCGCCCGUGCCGGCCUCGGGACGCCUCCUCCGGCGCAGGGAUGGAGCCGCAGCCCGGGAGGGCUCUUGGGGAGGGAUGGAGGCUGGCGGCAAGCCAGAAUUCCUUCCGGGUAGAAUAUGAUACGUUUGGUGAGCUAAAAGUGCCAAAUGAUAAGUACUAUGGUGCCCAGACCGUGAGAUCUACGAUGAACUUUAAGAUCGGAGGUGUGACAGAACGCAUGCCAACCCCAGUUAUUAAAGCUUUUGGCAUCUUGAAGCGAGCGGCUGCUGAAGUAAACCAGGAUUAUGGUCUUGAUCCAAAGAUUGCCAAUGCAAUAAUGAAGGCAGCAGAUGAGGUAGCUGAAGGUAAAUUAAAUGAUCAUUUUCCUCUCGUGGUAUGGCAGACUGGAUCAGGAACUCAGACAAAUAUGAAUGUAAAUGAAGUCAUUAGCAAUAGAGCAAUUGAAAUGUUAGGAGGUGAACUUGGCAGCAAGAAACCUGUGCAUCCCAAUGAUCAUGUUAAUAAAAGCCAGAGCUCAAAUGAUACUUUUCCCACAGCAAUGCACAUUGCUGCUGCAACAGAAGUUCAUGAAGUACUGUUACCAGGACUACAGAAGCUGCACGAUGCUCUUGAUGCCAAAUCCAAAGAGUUUGCACAGAUCAUCAAAAUUGGGCGCACUCACACUCAGGACGCUGUUCCACUGACUCUUGGGCAGGAAUUUAGUGGUUAUGUUCAACAAGUGAAAUAUGCAAUGUCAAGAAUAAAAGCUGCCAUGCCAAGAAUCUAUGAGCUCGCAGCUGGAGGCACUGCUGUUGGUACAGGUUUAAAUACUAGAAUUGGCUUUGCAGAAAAGGUUGCCGCAAAAGUGGCUGCACUUACGGGCUUGCCUUUUGUCACUGCUCCAAAUAAAUUUGAAGCUCUGGCUGCUCAUGACGCUCUGGUUGAGCUCAGUGGAGCCAUGAACACUACUGCCUGCAGUCUGAUGAAGAUAGCAAAUGAUAUUCGUUUUCUGGGUUCUGGUCCUCGGUCAGGUCUGGGAGAACUGAUCUUGCCUGAAAAUGAACCAGGAAGCAGUAUCAUGCCAGGCAAGGUGAACCCUACUCAGUGUGAAGCAAUGACCAUGGUUGCAGCCCAAGUCAUGGGGAAUCAUGUUGCUGUAACUGUCGGAGGCAGCAAUGGACAUUUUGAGUUGAAUGUUUUCAAGCCAAUGAUGAUUAAAAAUGUGUUACACUCAGCCCGGCUGCUGGGGGAUGCUUCAGUUUCCUUUACAGAAAACUGUGUGGUGGGAAUCCAGGCCAAUACAGAAAGGAUCAACAAGCUGAUGAAUGAGUCUCUAAUGUUGGUGACAGCUCUCAAUCCUCACAUAGGGUAUGACAAGGCAGCAAAGAUUGCUAAGACAGCACACAAAAAUGGAUCCACCUUAAAGGAAACCGCUAUUGAACUUGGCUAUCUCACAGCAGAGCAGUUUGACGAAUGGGUAAAACCUAAGGACAUGCUGGGUCCAAAGUGAUUUAAAUAAAUUUAUAAUGAAAAUAAACAUGUAUAAAAUUUAAAAAAA